Messenger RNA from Amblyraja radiata (thorny skate), 3256 nucleotides. Its product is annotated as myosin light chain kinase, smooth muscle-like. Gene Ontology annotation, molecular function: protein kinase activity; ATP binding. NCBI's taxonomy places the organism in Eukaryota, Metazoa, Chordata, Chondrichthyes, Rajiformes, Rajidae. Gene Ontology annotation, biological process: protein phosphorylation. The record is from RefSeq and is a predicted model, not a curated record. The transcript has 13 exons. Bases 518 to 2506 code for a protein of 662 amino acids.
GGGCAUAAACUCCUUCCACAGUUUCUGUUCCUGGGACCCACAUGAGUACAUGCCGCGCCCCGUCCUGCCAUCCUGGCCUCUGAUGGACGAGACAAUGGACAAUGGUGAGGCUGAACACCAGCAGCAACGUGCGGUUACACCGCCAGCACCCGCCUCCAUGUGUCGAUGCACACAUCGUUUUUAGUAUCGCAUUACCAUCUGAAAGCAUUUGGACCUUGUUUUUAAAAGCACAGGUCACGCUUGGUUGAGGCAUUGACAGAGCCCGUGUUUACCACUGGCCGGUGUAUGCUGUACUGUUGUCUCUCCUGUGCUGGCCCGUGGCCAGGGCACCGGCGCUGCUAAACACACACGUGUAUGCGGAGUGCCAGCUUCCCCGGGGGGAGGAGGAGGAGGAGGCGGUAUAUCACAACACUUAUCAGCUUUGGUUGGGUCGCGGGGGAAUGAGUCCUGACAAGCCAACAUCUGCAACGUUCGGCAGCGAGUGACCGGUUGAAUUGUGAGCGAGGGAGAGGAAGCGAUGAGUUACGUGUCCACGCUUCGCAUCAGAUUGCAGAAAGCCUCCAGGCCGGCGGGCAGGGCAGGCGAUGCGAGCAACAGGUCUAUGUCGGCAGCCCAGGCCGAGGGCGGAGCGGGGGAGCCGCGGGCAGAGUGCCCGGUUUUCACAAAACCCCUGACGGAUGUCACAGCUGAUGAAAGCAGCACCAUCGUACUGCAGGGCACAGUUGUUGGAACAAGUCCAAUCACCAUCUCCUGGUUACUAAAUGGUAAGGCUGCAAAGUUUGGCCGUGCUUCUGUCAGUGAUGGUGUUGCUCAGUGGGUGAUUGAGGACUGCUUGCCAGAGGAUGCUGGCACGUAUGUGUGUGUUGCAGAAAGUCCCUGGGGAAGAGUAUCAAGCAGUGCAACAGUGACCAUUCAAGACUUUGAAACGCUUCAACGGUCAAAACAGUUACCCAAAGAGUUGAAAAGUACUAACUGUGAGGGCGGCUUUGGUAAAACCCAUUCAGGACAUGGAGCAAGUGGUUACAGCUUGCAAUGCCAGGGUGAAAAGGCACCAUUUUCACCAGGUCUUUUGUGUUCAGAAGAUAGGAAUCAAAAGAUGAAGAGCAAAAGUUUUCCUAACGAAAACGAAGAGGAGGAGGAGGAGGAAGUGGUGGAGUUUUGUGUAACAAUCAACACCUCUCAGAAGCUAACUGACCUGUAUAUACAGCAGGAGUGUCUUGGAGUAGGAGCGUUUGGUAAAGUGUACAAGUUGUUGGGAAAAUCUAGCGGAAAGAUCCGAGCAGGCAAGUUUUACAAAGCCCGCACACUUAAAGACAAGAAGAGCGCUCGUGAUGAGAUUGAGAUCAUGAACUGUCUACACCACCCAAAGUUGGUGCAGUGCCUUGAUGCAUUCGAGAGCAUAUCUGAGAUUGUCAUGGUGAUGGAAUAUGUGUCUGGAGGGGAGCUCUUUGAGCGUAUUGUGAACGAGGAUUUUGAGCUGACAGAGCCGACCUGCAUCUCGUACAUCUGCCAGAUCCUACAAGGGGUGAGCUUCAUGCACCAACAAAGCAUCGUGCACCUGGACCUGAAGCCGGAGAACAUUGUGUGUGUCAACAAGGACAGCACACGUAUCAAAAUAAUUGACUUUGGACUGGCCCGGAAACUCGAUUUAAAUGGGUCCCUGAAAGUCAUGUUUGGAACACCAGAGUUUGUGGCACCAGAAGUCAUCAAUUAUGAUUCUGUCGGAUUUCCUACAGACGUUUGGAGCAUUGGUGUUAUCUGUUACAUCCUGCUGAGCGGCUUGUCUCCAUUCCAAGGUGACAGUGAUGCGGACACCCUGACUAAUGUCACUGCCGUUUGCUGGGAGUUUGAUGAGGAUGCAUUCGCUGAGAUCUCUGGAAAGGCAAAGCAUUUUAUCAGCCAUUUGCUGCUGAAGGAUAUGAGGAAGCGUUUAGCAUGCGAGGACUGCCUGCAUCAUCCAUGGCUUCAGAGCAGAGAAAAGAGUUCAGCCAAGAUGCUGUCAAAGGACAGAAUGAAGCAAUUCUUAGCCAGGCAGAAGUGGCGGAAAGCAGGAAAGGCACUUCUCGCCCUCAAAAGAUUGGCUUUGCCGUUAAGCAAGCAGGAUGAAUCAGAAUCUGUGCUCGAACCUCAGGACAAAUCCGUGUUGAGUCUGACCCAGCACCAGGAGGAGCUCUCUCUCAAGGAUGAGCAGAUCCAGAGGACACCAUUGUUCAGUAAGAGCUUGCAGGAUGUGGAGGAGCUGGAAAGCAGUGCAUGCUGCCUGCACUGUCACGUUGAAGGUUACCCUGACCCUGAAGUGGUCUGGUACAAGAAUGGUGACGCACUGACUGAGUCCUCCCACUAUCAAAUAGACUAUCAGGAGGACGGGAGCUGCUCGCUGAUCAUCACUAACGUUACUCAGGAAGACUCUGGCUAUUACACAUGCAAAGCAUUGAACGCUCUGGGUGAGAAGACGUGCUCAGCAACAUUGGUUGUCUACCCACUGGAGCUGCCCCACCGCAGUUAGACACAUGGCAUCAGGAGAUGAACAAAUGUGCAGGACGUCACUGCCCACAACUCUGCCCUCAACGUCACUGUGUGAGCGACAGUCACCAGUGAGAAACUAGUAGUCUGCUGCCUGCCUCCAGCCAUUGCUCCCAUGUCAGAGGUCCCUGGCUAUUCUGAAGACACUGGUUGGUGGAGGUUGCUCCCAACCUACACACCACAGUUAUGUGUGCACAUUUCAGGGUAUUGAUGGUCGCAAUUCACACCAUUCCUUGAAUGCCUAGGGUGGGGACUGCCUUUGUAGUGUGGGGACUGCCUUUUAAACAUGUCUCUCAUCCCAUGCUCAGAGUCCAUUGAACACACACAGGAGUAACUAUGCAGCAGCUGAUCCAGAACAUUUAAAACCAUUUCACUCUACUCAUUCCUUGCAGCAAUGGAUAAUGCGGACGCUUGCCGUGUCCAGUUACUUCCUACUUUUUGAUUUGCAGAAGCUGAGGUUUAAACAUUUGGCGGCAUGCUUCACACAGUUAUACACAAAUAUAUUGUAAAUAUUUAGAUUUUGGCAAGGAUUACUGGUCUUAAUGACUACAGGCCUGUCGCACUGACCUCUGUAGUCAUGAAGACCCUUGAAAGGUUUGUGCUGGCUAAGCUGAAAAAUAUAACAGAGCUGGACCCUCUGCAGUUUGCAUAUCAGGCCAAUAGAUCUGUGGAUGAUGCAGUCAAUGCGGGCCUGCACUUCAUCCUCCAGCACCUUGACCACCAGGGGACCUAU